CCUGCCUGCCUCCCAACCUCUCCUGCCUGCCUCUUAACCUCUCCUUCCUGUGUCCCAACCUCUCCUGCCUGCCUCCCAAUCUCUGGCUCCUGUGGUUCUUUCCAGACCUGCAGGACCACCUGCAGAUGUGCCUUAUACCACCCAGCACUAUCACAAGAAGAAAAGACAAGAGGAGGAGCAGAGUGGCAACAAAAGAAAGAAAGAAAAGGAACUACACAAGGAAGAGCGACACCAUCCCCUGCAAGCAGUGGCAGAGGGAGCGGCACCCUGACACCCACAGGCAGGACUUUGGUAAUUGGUACUGCCAGGCCACAGCCACCAUGACUCUGGCUGAGUGGAGGGCUGCACUUGAAGCCCAGAGCGAAUACGGGGGGCAGUCUGGGAGACCGUCGCCACAGCCGGGACACGAACACGUAUCUCCCAGUCCGCAAGCGACAACGUUAACCAGUCGACUAAAGGGUUCGACCCGUUAGCCAAGGGCCAACGUGUCUACUGGUUCAUUGUGAGAGAGGCUGUCAGUAAAAUGGCUGAGCAGCAGCAGCAGCAGCAGCAGCAGCAGCAGGGGUUGUUGCUGGACAGAGAUCAGUUGUGUUGUUCAGUCUGUCUGGACCUCCUCAACCAGCCAGUCACUCUUCAGUGUGGACACAGUUACUGUAGAGACUGUAUAGAGAGCUGCUGGGACAAGGAUGAAGAGAAGGGAGUGUACAGCUGUCCUCAGUGCAGACAGACCUUCAGCCCGAGGCCUGCCCUUGUGAAGAACACCAUGCUGGCUCAGAUUGUGGAGAAUCUGAAGACAACAGGGAACCAGCAGGCCUCUCCCUCUGCAGAUGUGUCCUAUGCUGGCCCCACAGAUGUGGCCUGUGAUUUCUGCACAGGGACUCGACCUCACAAAGCCCUUAUGACCUGUUCAGCGUGCCUGGCCUCCUACUGCUCCACUCACCUCCAGCCUCACUACACUGUUCCUGUGCUGAAGAAGCACAAGCUGGUCUCUGCCACGGCCCGACUGCAGGAGAAGAUGUGCUCCAGGCAUGACAAGCUGAUGGAGGUGUACUGUCGUACAGACCAGCAGUGUAUCUGCUAUCUGUGCACCAUGCAUGAACAUAAGGGCCACGAUACAGUGUCGGCUGCAGCAGAAAGGGCUGAGAUACAGAAACGGUUGGAUGUUCGUCGCCAGAAAGCCCAGCAGAGAGAGAAGGAGAUUAAGAAGCUGAGACAGGCUGUGGAGGAUCUGAAGAGCUCUGCACAGACCGCAGUGGAGGACAGUGAGAGGAUCUUCACUGAGCUGGUGGCCUCCAUUGAGAGGAGGCGCAGCGAGGUGAAGGAGCUCAUCAGAGCCCAGGAGAAGACUGCAGUCAGUCAGGCUGAAGAGCUUCUCCUGCAGCUGCAGGAGGAGAUGGAAGAGUGGAGGAGGAGCGAUUCUGAGCUGGAGCAGCUGUCACACACUGACGACCACAUCCAUUUCAUUCAGAAAUUCAAGUCUCUCUCCCUCCCGGCUGGUUCUCUGGACUCACCGAGCAUUGUUGUGCGUCCUCUGCGUUACUUCAGAGAUGUGACUGAUGCUGUGUCUGUCCUCAGAGACAAACUAGACCACAUCAUGACACACACAUGGCCCAGGAUUUCAUCUGCAGCGUCUGCUGUAGAUGUCUUACUGCCACCAGAACCAGAGACCAGAGAAGACUGUUUACUGUAUUGUCGUCCUCUCACGCUGGAUGUGAACUCUGCCCAUCAACGUGUCUCCCUGUCAGAGGACAACAGGAAGGUGACGCUGACACCACGAGACUUGAAUUAUCCUCCUCAUUCAGACAGGUUUACUGACUGUUACCAAGUGCUGUGCAAGGAGGGCUUAUCUGGACGCUGUUAUUGGGAGGUGACAUUAAGUGGUGAUGUUAGUAUAGCAGUGUCAUACAAAGACAUCAAGAGAUCAUCAGGUGGCUCAGGAUUUGGUUUUAAUGACAAGUCCUGGAGGUUAAUCUGCUUUCGGGGUCGUUACAGGUUCAUACACAAUGGUGUAGUAACAGAGGUGUCAGGUCCUUCCUCCUCCAGAGUAGGAGUGUUCCUGGACCACGAGGCAGGUGUUUUGUCUUUCUACAGCGUCUCUGACACAACCACCCUCCUCCACAAAGUCAACACCACUUUCACUCAGCCUCUCUAUCCUGGACUUGGACUGUGGUCUGAAGGAUCGGUUGCAGAGGUGAUGAAGGUCUGGUAGGGAAGAUCUCGGUUACGUGUCAGGAUUUGUUCUGCGUUUGAAAUAUAUGAUUGGAAAUAGUUGACGAGUGGAAAGGGCAGAGCUGUCCUCAGAGGAAGACGUGUUUGGUGAACGGGUUUCUUUCACCACUUUCAUUUCUUUGUGUGGUUUUCAAAAGAGUCUCAGUUCUUAUCCAGGGGGACCAAACGGGCGCUAAAAAGCAGCAGCUGAUGGAUGUGGUUUGAUCAAAGUGAGAGUGAAGGAAGGUUAAUUCAGCCCCACACACACAGACUGAUAAAUAAAGGCAGUUUUAAAGCUUUUUGUAGUCUUAGUAAAGAUGCUGGUUGUUAUGGAAGAGCGAGGCGAAGGAAAUUAAACUAGUGAUGAUGGAUAUUGUAACUUCUUCAUCCUGCAGCACAUUGUGUAGUCAGGAUGCUGUUUUCUUUUCAUUCUUGUCAGAUAACAGUGUGAAAAUCACAACGUGUGAAAGGAGUACACGUUAAAUGGAUGCUAUUUAGCGACUCACAGCUUGUUUGUUGUUGCUCAGAUCAGCAGAAUGUGUUUCAGACAGACAGGGAGGUAAAAACAUGGUGUGUAAACAUCCAGAUGGAAGAUUGUGAGUGGCUGAUGUUUAAUAGAUAGACGCUGAAUGAUAACAUCCACAUCAGAACAGCACAAACCUCGAUGGAUCAGAUGAGGUGUUACAAGACUUCACCCUGCUAUUAGUUUACCCCUUCUCUCUCUUCCUCUCUGGAAUCCCCUUUAGCUUCACAUGUAGGAUUUACUGGACUCACCUUAUGAUUGUGUGUUGUAGAGAAAUGUUGAUGAUAUGUGCGACUUUAAGAAUAUACGAGUCAGCUUCCUGUUUAUUGAUGGUUUCUGUGUGGUGUUAAAUAAAGUGGUGUUUUGUUCCUGAUCACCUGUAAAUAAAAGCUAUGUUUUAUUCCGUGUGUGUGUGUCUGUGUGACAGAGAGAGAGACAGAAGUGGUUGUGUCUCACCUGUGUGCAUCCAUGUACAUGUUGUGCAGGUGAACAUGUGUGUAGGUUUGUAUUAGUGGCUUCACUCAUGUGUUAAUAUGUCCCAGUAACAGCAGCACGUCUGCCAUGUUUCCAGUACUGUGGACUGUACUUCCUUAUUAAAUGUACUUUAAUUUCAUGUGCUCACAUCAGUAAAGACGCUGCAUUAGAA
This is a messenger RNA of Lampris incognitus (smalleye Pacific opah), 3377 nucleotides long. Its product is annotated as E3 ubiquitin/ISG15 ligase TRIM25-like. Bases 524 to 2209 code for a protein of 561 amino acids. The transcript is spliced from 9 exons. Lineage: Eukaryota; Metazoa; Chordata; Actinopteri; Lampriformes; Lampridae. Gene Ontology annotation, molecular function: zinc ion binding; protein binding. The record is from RefSeq and is a predicted model, not a curated record.